AUGCGCGAGAAAAAGAGGAAGGAGAAGAAGAAGAGGAAGAAAGAAACGAGCAAACACCGGAAGACGACGACGACGACUUUGCGAUGUCGAUACUCUUCGUUCAACCAUCCCAAACACGUCGCUUUUUUUUCCUCCUCUUCGUCUGAUGAUUUCGUGCCGACAUUUCUCUCCUCGAUUGAACUGUUCGCGUUUUCAACUUCAAACGAGAAUUCUCAGAAGAACGAGGCGAACGAACAGGCAUCAUCGGCAGCAAAGAUUCUUUCGAUCGAUGCCCUAGAUCGUGCAUCUUUUUCUGUGAUUCGAAAGUGCACCAUGGCGGAUGUUUUGAACGCGCAUUUUGUGCACGAGUACGUGAAAGAAGAUGAAGAGAAAGAAGGGAAGAAGAAAAAAGAGUUGAGUUUACUCUCGAUUGGCGACGAGGAGGAGGAUAUUUUCUCCAUCGCUCGAGGCCGGUUCGAAGCGAUUUUGAGCGAGCGUCUGUGCGAGAGACUGGGCGUGUCCGGACCGCUCUCUCGAAGUUCUUCGUCUGAGAGAGAAGAAGAGAGGAGACGGAGAGUCGUCGCGAUAAACUUACGGAGCGAUAACUUUGUACCCGGGCGAACGACGCACGACCGCGUGACGGAUAAUGCGAGGAGGGUUUUUCAUCGUCAAACUUCUUCCUCUGGAGGGAAGUUGGGUAACAUAGCUGGUGAUGGUGGUGGCAGUAAUGUGCUCCUCGCGCACUUUGAGGUUGGAAACGAAGCGAUAGAGAUUGAGAGGUCUAGUUUUGCAAGCGGCGAGAACGCGGUUGAGAUUUCGAGUCGGAAAAUUGAAAAGUGCACAGGAGAAGCGAAAUGUGAGAAAGAGGAAAAUAGGUUGUUUGAACUCGUUGAAUCGUUUCGGCGGUCCGUGGAGAGCAAAGAGAGCGCCGCGAUAACAUCUGGUGAGCACGAGGAGACUUUACGGAAAAUACUCGAAAUUGUAAGCGUCGCUGCUUUGCGAAGUCGGCAGAAAGAGAAGAAGGAAGAGGCGGCGAAGGAGUCUCCGUCUGCCUGUCGCCUUCAUACUGCACGAUGGAGCGGGUUUUUAACAUCAAAUCACCUCGAGCGAGCGCUCAAAGCGACGAAUGAAAUGAUCGAGAAGGACGAUCAGUUUGAGUUUUGCGUUGUUUGCGCCCACGCGUUUCCGAAUCAACCUUCUUGUGAAGCAUUGCAGACAACCACGAGAACGAAGAAGAAGAUGAUGAAGAUGAAGAACAGCAGCGAUAGGAAACGAAAGCAACCGUCGUCGAGCGUUGAAGGAGAAUGCGAAGAAGAACAAGAGGUCGAGAUUUUGGCGCCGAGGACUUGCGCUUUCCUCGUGAUGCAAAAUCAGCGAUACGUGAGUUUCCUUCCGAUAACGUGA
Molecule: messenger RNA, 1383 nt
Organism: Bathycoccus prasinos
Lineage: Eukaryota; Viridiplantae; Chlorophyta; Mamiellophyceae; Mamiellales; Bathycoccaceae
Exons: 1
Coding region: 1-1383 (460 amino acids)
Biological process (GO): tRNA 5'-leader removal
Cellular component (GO): ribonuclease P complex
Source: RefSeq, a predicted model, not a curated record